This is a messenger RNA of Prosopis cineraria, 2294 nucleotides long. Its product is annotated as calcium-dependent protein kinase 10-like. The record is from RefSeq and is a predicted model, not a curated record. Gene Ontology annotation, biological process: protein autophosphorylation; intracellular signal transduction; peptidyl-serine phosphorylation. Gene Ontology annotation, cellular component: cytoplasm; nucleus. The coding region runs from base 219 to 1862 and encodes 547 amino acids. Gene Ontology annotation, molecular function: ATP binding; calcium ion binding; calcium/calmodulin-dependent protein kinase activity. The transcript has 7 exons. Lineage: Eukaryota; Viridiplantae; Streptophyta; Magnoliopsida; Fabales; Fabaceae.
CAGAGGAGAUUAUUUCUUUAAUAAUCCUAAAUAGCAUAUUUUUUCUCACUUGAAACCGACCUUGCGUUUUCUCUCCCUCCCUCCUUCACUUCCCUCCGCCGGAGGACCCACCGGCGGUGCUCCGAUCCGUCUACUCCCCACGGAACUCGAAAAAAGCCUAUUUUAUCGUGACAGGAAAUCAAGGGGGACGAUUCUGUGCUUUGAAGUUCGAAAUCAGUAUGGGAAACUGCUGUGUGAAAGCAGAGGUCGUGGAAGACAAGUCCAACCACCACUCUAACCAUGGAACCAAGAAGAAAAUCAAGGAAGGAAGACCGAAUCCAUUUUCAGAAGAAGCUAUUCAUUCGACGGCUCCGAUCCGGGUCUUGAAGGAUGUGAUUCCACUGAGUCAUCGAACCCGAAUCAGCGACAAGUACAUACUGGGUCGCGAGCUGGGUCGAGGAGAGUUUGGGAUCACCUACCUCUGUACGGACCGAGAGACGAAGGAAGCACUGGCUUGUAAGUCGAUUUCGAAGCGGAAGCUGAGGACGGCGGUGGAUAUUGAGGACGUGAGGCGCGAGGUCGCUAUAAUGUCCACGUUACCGGAUCAUCCCAACAUCGUGAAGCUCAAGGCUACCUACGAGGACAACGAAAACGUGCACCUUGUGAUGGAGCUGUGCGAGGGCGGCGAGCUUUUUGAUCGGAUUGUGGCGAGAGGACACUACAGCGAACGAGCGGCCGCGAACGUGGCCAGAACAAUUGCAGAGGUUGUGAGGAUGUGCCAUGCUAACGGGGUUAUGCAUAGGGACCUGAAGCCUGAGAAUUUCCUUUUUGCCAACAAGAAAGAGAAUUCCGCCCUCAAAGCCAUCGAUUUCGGGCUCUCUAUCUUUUUCAAGCCUGGAGAAAAGUUCUCAGAGAUUGUUGGGAGUCCUUAUUAUAUGGCGCCGGAGGUUCUGAGAAGGCACUAUGGGCCAGAGGUUGACAUCUGGAGCGCCGGAGUGAUUCUUUAUAUAUUGUUAUGCGGAGUUCCUCCAUUUUGGGCAGAAAGUGAACAAGGCGUUGCUUUGGCAAUUCUGCGAGGCGUAAUUGACUUCAAGAGGGAACCUUGGCCUCAGAUUUCGGAUAGUGCCAAAAGCCUGGUACGACAGAUGCUGGAACCAGAUCCUAAAAAGCGCUUAACAGCUGAACAAGUGCUUGAACAUCCCUGGCUACAAAAUGCAAAGAAAGCUUCAAAUGUUCCACUUGGAGAUAUUGUGAGGGCAAGGCUUAAGCAGUUCUCUGUGAUGAACAGAUUCAAAAAGAGAGCCCUCAGGGUAAUUGCUGAGCAUUUAUCUGUCGAAGAGGUAGAAAUAAUGAAAGAUAUGUUCACAUUGAUGGAUGUUGACAAAGAUGGCAAAGUAACAUACGAGGAACUCAAGGCUGGGUUGCAGAAGGUUGGUUCACAAUUGGCUGAGCCAGAGAUAAAGAUGCUGAUGGAAGUGGCCGAUGUUGAUGGGAACGGAGUACUGGACUAUGGAGAGUUUGUAGCUGUGACAAUUCACCUGCAGAAAAUGGAGAAUGACGAGCAUAUCCGCAAAGCAUUCAUGUUCUUUGACAAAGAUGGGAGCGGGUAUAUUGAGUUAGGUGAGCUACGCGAAGCAUUAGCUGAUGAGUCAGGGGAGACUGAAGCGGAUGUAUUGAAAGACAUCAUGCGUGAGGUUGACACAGACAAGGAUGACCGGAUAAGUUAUGAGGAGUUUGUGGCCAUGAUGAAAACUGGAACUGACUGGAGAAAAGCAUCUAGGCAAUAUUCAAGGGAGAGAUUCAAGAGUCUUAGUCUAAACUUGAUGAAGGAUGGUUCACUUCAGCUUCAUGAUGGAAUUAGUGGCGAAUCUGUGGUGGUUUGAAUAUGGAGUGAUUUCUUCUUUGUAACGUUGGUACUGACUCAAUUUCUUCUUUCUUUGACCGUUUUCUAUGCCUGGAAGUAUGGUUUGUGUGAUCUCUUCAUGAAAGCAAGUUUUGAGCAGGCCUGGAUUGUAUUGAAGCCUUUGAAACAUGCUAAUUUACUUCUAAGUUUGGGGUUGGGUGUCAGGGUUGGGCGGGAUUGCAUACAAAAGAUGAUUUACACUUUAUAGGUUAUCAGCAGAAAUUACGGGGCACUUGCUGCAAGCCUCAAAAUUGUCACAUAUAUUCUUUGUAUAUUUUUGUCUUUGUAAUUUGUUUUUGAUAAUUCCAUUGGUUAAUGUCAUUUCCUCCAAGAUGUGCAGCAAACCAGUUCAAGAAGUUUAGAAGGGCUUAUGCCUGUCGAAGGUAUUCAAAUUGAUGUAGUUAUCUGUUUU